Messenger RNA from Peniophora sp. CBMAI 1063, 642 nucleotides. The record is from the annotation of a GenBank genome assembly. Lineage: Eukaryota; Fungi; Basidiomycota; Agaricomycetes; Russulales; Peniophoraceae.
AUGCCCAUUCAGCGUUCCUUCCUCGCUGUCGUUGCACUUGCGCUUGCAGUGCAGGUAUCUGCCGGUCCGAUCGCGCCGUUGCGUCGAGCUCUGCCCACGCCGCCGGCCGUAUCGACGUCGAAAACGUACCUCAGCGCCUUGACGGUAGACGACAAUCCUACGAACUCGCCUGCCUACGCACGGGAUCUAUUCAAGACGUGGGAUAUCAUCUCCGGAACCUGCGAUACCCGCGAAACCGUUUUGAAGAGAGACGGAACGAACGUUGUGACGGACUCGUCGUGCAAGGCGACUUCGGGUAACUGGGUCUCACCGUAUGAUAAUGUGGCGACGACUCUCGCAAGCGAUCUCGACAUUGACCACAUCGUGCCAUUGAAGGAGGCGUGGAUCUCCGGAGCAAAGGAUUGGACCUCCGCCCAACGGGAGAGUUUCGCGAACGACUUGACGCGCCCUCAGCUUGUAGCCGUCACUGACAACCUCAACGAGAGUAAAGGCGAUAAGGACCCCGCACAGUGGCUUCCACCGCUCAAGAGUUUCCAGUGCGAAUACGUGAGGGCGUACAUUUCAGUCAAGCACUACUACCAGCUGACUGUGGAUAGCGCGGAAAAGACGGCCUUGUCUAAUGUGCUCAAUAACGUGUGCUGA